Helianthus annuus (common sunflower) is the source of this 798-nucleotide messenger RNA. RefSeq lists its product as uncharacterized. The transcript has a single exon. The record is from RefSeq and is a predicted model, not a curated record. Bases 1 to 798 code for a protein of 265 amino acids. Lineage: Eukaryota; Viridiplantae; Streptophyta; Magnoliopsida; Asterales; Asteraceae.
AUGAAGCUUAGAUCAACAUUAAGAAAUCAUAUGUGGUCGAAAAUUGGGGAUGGUAAAAUGACUUCAGCCUGGUACGAUAAAUGGUCGGAUGUGGAACCGAUUAGAAAUUUUAUUACGCCUAGAAUGAUUCAGCAAGCAGGCUUAAGGAUUCAAUCAAAAAUUGUGGAUGUGGUUGAAGACGGUCAACGGCUUUGGCCAGUGGUGUGGAUGGAUAUCUACCCGGUCCUUAUCAAUAGGCAACCUCCUAAUUUGAACACCAAUAGACUAGACACUAUUAGCUGGAUCGAUAAUGAAGGUAAAGAGGUACAAUACUCGUCGAAGGCUGUUUGGAAUACUAUUCAUGUUCGUGGCCCGAGAGUAGAGUGGCAUAAUGUGGUUUGGUUUUCUCAAUGUGUCCCUCGUCAUGCGUUUCUUUUGUGGUUAGUCAUUGGCAACAAGUUAAAGAUGCAAGAUAAGCUGAAGCAUUGGGAAGUUGGAGGGCUUAUUAAUCUUAGGUUGAUGUGUUAUUCCUUAUGUCAGAAUGGUAAUGACUCCCAUGCACAUUUAUUUUUCGAAUGUGUAUUUGCGGCUCAAAUUUGGUCGAAGGUUAAAGCUAUAGGAGACAUGCAACACCUAACGGAUAACUGGGAGAAUGUUCUUGAUCACCUAGUUUCUAAAGCAAAAUCUAAGUCCGCGAAAACUGUGAUCGGUAGACUUUUAGUGGCUGCUAUAGUGUACCACAUAUGGCAAGAAAGAAAUUGCAGGUUAUUCUCGGAUAGAAAGAUGGCAAGAAAGAAAUUGCAGGUUAUUCUCGGAUAG